GGGAGUAAGAUCAACAUAUAUAUUCAGCUCAUACGUAGUAUACGUGUAUAUAUAUUCCGCAGCUCUAAGCUAGCAGAUAAGAACAGAAAUAUACACAUAUCAAUUGGAUCAUAGCAAUGGCAGCUGUGGACAUCGUAUACCUAAAAGAGGGGAACCUCCGGCGGCUCGCCGAUCUGAUUCGCGAGCAAGAAGUUCAGAACAUGUACUACAUGAAUUUCAGCAGCGUAGCCGAACAAGUGCAGUACCUGACGAUGUGCAACAACAAUGCCGCAUCGGUGAGGACACUCCUGGACGAGUGCUUAGCACUGGCGGCCAAGUACAAGAGCUCAAACGACGCCGUCCGGGGAAGGAUCUCGGAUCAGACUCUCGUCUACGCCGAGCACUGUCUCAACAACGCGCUGCAGCUGUUCCGGAAUUUCACGCUCCGCCGGGACUACCUUGACAAAAUGCAGGACCACUUCACCCAGAUCUUCCAGGCCGUCGAGGACCUCGACUCCGGGAGCUCGCCGGAGGUUUCGGAUCUCUCCGACACCAUCCAGGAGUACGACCAAAUGAUUGUGAGCUACAUCAGGCUCAAUGUCAACACCUACGCUUCCCAGGAGUACUCCAAAUUUCUCGCCAACAGCGGCGUCGAGUUCAGCGAUCUGGUACGGACUCACAAAGCGAAGCUCGGAUUCACCGGCCGGUUCGAGGACUUGGAGGAGGAGGAGAAGCUGGCGGUAUACACUUCCGUCCUUGAGGAAUCGGGUCGGCUGAAGGCAUUGGAUGGCCCAAAGGCAGCCGCCGACCCAUCCUCGAUUUCGUAUUGGCACGGUGGGAGGAAGAAGAAAUUCAAAUUCGGGUCGGCCGCGAUGUUCCUGAUGGACAUGGGUCAGAUCGUAUGGGACGUGUACUCCUCGGGUGAGCCACUCACGACGGCCUUAAGAGAGGCGUUGAUUUUCGCGGCGGAAGCCGGUGGGGCUGCGUUGGGGAAGCUCGUCGCCACUGCAGCAGCAACUCACUUGCUCGGCGCCAAGGCUUCUGCCACGUUCGUCGCCGCCGCUGGAAUCGUCGGGGGAAUUGUUGGAGCCUUCAUCGCCGGAGCUGUUGCUGGACUUUUGUUUGGCCUGAUUUUCAACUCCGGCGGGGAAGCCCCCCUUCCUACCGACGGCUUCAUCCUCUACGUCGUUCCUAUGCCCAAUGGCCGGGACCUGGCCCCACUCCUUAACUAAUCCAUUCAUCUAGGCGCGCCCGUCCCCACCCCCUCCCCUGCGGAGUCAUAAUAAACGAGUGCGGGAGUAUCGAGUAAAUAAGUUAAUCUUUUGUGUAAAAUGUAAUAAUGUUCUAUCUCAAGGAGAACAAUAAUGAUGAUGGUUGUUUCAAAAUCCAAUUUGAUGUUUUUUAAAAAAUAUUAAAAGUUAAUUUAGAA
Messenger RNA from Cuscuta europaea, 1408 nucleotides. The record is from the annotation of a GenBank genome assembly. Lineage: Eukaryota; Viridiplantae; Streptophyta; Magnoliopsida; Solanales; Convolvulaceae.